Messenger RNA from Populus nigra (black poplar), 1173 nucleotides. Its product is annotated as G-type lectin S-receptor-like serine/threonine-protein kinase RKS1. The coding region runs from base 1 to 1173 and encodes 390 amino acids. The record is from RefSeq and is a predicted model, not a curated record. The transcript has a single exon. Lineage: Eukaryota; Viridiplantae; Streptophyta; Magnoliopsida; Malpighiales; Salicaceae. Gene Ontology annotation, biological process: recognition of pollen.
AUGGAAGCUGAAAAACUGUUCCUGCUUCUUUCUCUUUUAAUGCUCCAAUUCUCAUCUUGUACAUCCCAAGACUCCUUAAAGACCAACCAAACCAUUAAAGAAGGUGACCUUCUUAUCUCCGAAGGAAAUAUUUUCGCUCUAGGAUUUUUCAGUCCUGGCAGUUCUAGCAAUAGAUAUCUUGGAAUUUGGUACCAUAAAAUACCAGAACAUGCUGUGGUGUGGGUUACAAACAGGAACGAUCCAAUCAUUGGUUCCUCAGGAUUUCUCUUUAUAAACCAAUAUGGAAACCUCGUUCUCUAUGGUAACGAUGACCAAAAGCUUCCUGUGCGGUCUACAAAUGUUUCAGUGGAAGAAAAUGAUACUUGUGCAGCUCAGCUCUUGGAUUCAGGAAAUUUGAUAUUGGUCAGGAAAAGAAGCAGAAAAACUGAUCGGUUCAUAACAUCAUGGAGAUCAGCUGAAGACCCUGGGUUCGGGGACUUUUCAGUUAGGACCAACCCAAAUGGCUCGCCACAAUUCUUUCUCUAUAAUGGUAAAAACCCAAUUAGUAGAUCUCCCCCUUGGCCAUGGAGAAAUCAGAUGAGCUUAUACACAAGCACUUUUGUAAAUGAUCCAGACGAAAAGUACUCUUUCUACACAGUUCCUGAUGAUUCUUUUCUGGUAAGACUAAUAGUAGAUCAUUCAGGACUUGUAAAGGUGUUAACAUGGAGAGAAAGUGAUGGUCAGUGGAAGGAUUACUGGAAGACCCCUCAGUUUGAGUGCGACUAUUAUGGACAGUGUGGUGCUUAUAGCACGUGUGAACUUGCCACUUAUAAUACACUUGGAUGUGCCUGUUUACCUGGGUUCGAGCCCAAGUACCCAAUGGAAUGGUCUGGGAGAGAUGGGUCCGGUGGUUGUGUCAGGAAGCGGCUACAGACAUUUUCGGUAUGCGAUCAUGGAGAAGGGUUUGUGAAGGUGGAAAAUGUAAUUCUUCCGGACACUUCAGCUGCAGUUUGGGCGGACAUGAGCAAGAGUCGUGCAGACUGUGAACUGGAAUGCAAGAGGAAUUGUUCAUGCUCUGCAUACGCAGUCAUUGUGAUUCCCGGAAAAGGGGAUGGUUGUUUGAAUUGGUACAAGGAAUUAGUAGACAUUAGAUAUGAUAGGAGUAGUGAAAGUCAAUAUUUAUUACUAGUUUAA